AGUUUAAAUGCCCUCGGAAAAUUGUGAGAAGUCGCCGACGACGUUGGCCUAUAAGGCCUCUUACGCCGUGUUAGGAGCGCUCUUUGUGGUCACCAACUUUGUUAUAAUCCCAAGCAACCUGCAGAUGAUAUUGUACACGGCUCCUAUUAUGUGUAUUGCUUGCCAUCAAAGCCUCAAACUUAACAACACCAAUGCUGAUGGGAAGAAGGAGGAUAUUGAUUCCGUGUCACACAAGGAUGCGAUGAUGUUCCCUGUUGUCGGGAGUGUAGCUCUGCUCAGUCUGUAUUUAGCGUAUAAGCUGGUGUCUCCAUAUUUGAUGAACCUGCUCCUCACCGGCUACUUGGGGAUGUUGGGCGUGGGGGCUCUGGCGGAGACGGUGAAGCCUCUUGUGGACAGUUGCCUUCCAGAGGAUGUCACUAAAAACAGAUUUCACAUCCGCUUCACGAUGCCGGCUUUACUGAUGAAAGUGUUCGCGGAGAAGGCCGAUGAAGAUCCGAACGUCGAGCUCAAUUUCAGCUAUUCCCAUAUACUCGUCUAUGGAAUAUCAGCAGUCCUGGGGGGUUAUUUUGCUUGGACUAAGCAGUUCACCAUCCAUAACAUGUUUGGAGUUUCCUUUUGCAUUCAAGCGAUUCGUCUAAUCUCCCUCCACAAGUUCUCGGUCGCCUUCAUCCUCCUCGCUGGUUUAUUUGUUUACGACAUUUUCUGGGUGUUCGGCACUGAAGUGAUGGUGUUCGUGGCGAAGUCAUUCGAUGCACCUGCGAAGAUAAUCUUCCCUCUCUCAUUUGAUCCGUGGAAGCAGGGAAUUCUCGGUCUCGGCGACAUCGUCGUACCGGGUAUAUUCAUAAGUCUCAAUAUGAGGUUCGAUUAUCAUCAGGAUCAAGUGAAGAAUAAAAGGCCAGCUGAAAGGGAUGUGGACAUACAUCGUCCUUUCCCGAAGCCAUACUACCACAACGUAUUGAUCGCCUACCUCCUGGGCCUCCUCACCACGGGCAUCAUCAUGCAGGUUUUCAACGCGGCCCAGCCAGCUUUACUCUACCUCGUUCCUUUUACUGUAGUCGCUGCCUUAUCGACGGCAUACAGUCGAGGUGAAUUGAAAGAUAUGAUGGAGUACACAGAGGGGGAGGAGAAGCAAGAGGAAGAGAGGAAAAAGGAAAAGUGA
Molecule: messenger RNA, 1159 nt
Organism: Perkinsus marinus ATCC 50983
Lineage: Eukaryota; Perkinsozoa; Perkinsida; Perkinsidae
Product: minor histocompatibility antigen H13, putative
Exons: 13
Coding region: 8-1159 (383 amino acids)
Biological process (GO): membrane protein proteolysis
Cellular component (GO): membrane; lumenal side of endoplasmic reticulum membrane; cytoplasmic side of endoplasmic reticulum membrane
Molecular function (GO): aspartic endopeptidase activity, intramembrane cleaving
Source: RefSeq, a predicted model, not a curated record